AUGUCUAUCGAAGAAAUCCCAGCCGGUGCUGACGUUAACGUCAUCCCAAAGAACGAAAAGAAAGCCAGAGAAAUCAUCAAAAAAUUAGGUUUAAAACAAGUUAAAGGUAUUACCAGAGUUACUUUCAAACAAAGAGGUAACUUAAUUUACGCCAUUGAUCAACCAGAUGUUUACAAGUCUGCUGCUGGUACUUAUGUUGUUUUCGGUGAAGCUAAAGUUGAUGACAUCAACAAGAGAAUUGCUGAAGCUCAAGCUCAACAAGGACACGAAGGUCAUGACCACUCUCAUGAAGAUAAAACUCCAGAAAGUAUUAACGCUGAUUUACAAAAAUUAGCUCUUGAUAAUGAAACUAAAUCAGCCACUAUUGAAGAAGAAGAAGGUGAUGCUGAUGAAUCUGGUUUAGAUGCCAAGGAUAUUGAUAUCAUUGUUGAACAAACCCAAGUUUCAAGAGCUAAAGCUGUUAAAGCUUUAAGAAAACAUGAUGGUGAUAUGGUUAAUGCUAUCAUGGAAUUAUCUUCUUAAAUAAGAUAAAAAAUAUUUGUAUAUACAUAUUUAAUAACAUAGAU
Messenger RNA from Scheffersomyces coipomensis, 566 nucleotides. RefSeq names its product Egd2p (gene EGD2). The transcript has 2 exons. Bases 1 to 522 code for a protein of 173 amino acids. The record is from RefSeq and is a predicted model, not a curated record. Lineage: Eukaryota; Fungi; Ascomycota; Pichiomycetes; Serinales; Debaryomycetaceae. Gene Ontology annotation, cellular component: nascent polypeptide-associated complex; cytoplasm. Gene Ontology annotation, biological process: protein targeting to membrane.